Molecule: messenger RNA, 8025 nt
Organism: Anopheles funestus (African malaria mosquito)
Lineage: Eukaryota; Metazoa; Arthropoda; Insecta; Diptera; Culicidae
Exons: 2
Coding region: 5079-7457 (792 amino acids)
Cellular component (GO): extracellular region
Molecular function (GO): chitin binding
Source: RefSeq, a predicted model, not a curated record
AGUCGUAGAGUGAAAUUUUAUUAAAAAACAAAAAACAAUUGCAUACAUUGAGGCGUUUCUGCCCAGCAGUGUUUUUUUUCAAAUAUUUUUUUCUCCAUCCACUACAUUCCUCAAAGUAGUAAAAAUCAUAGAAAAAAGUCGCAACCCAGUAGUUGUUUCCGCCAAUGUGUGUUUUCCGUACAUGCUUAACAUGCCACUCAAACUCGCCAAGACUUUCUUAUCUACCUUACCAACAGCAACAAGUCUCCUUAAGCUGAAGCUCCAAACACAAGUCCUUCGUCCAGCUGCACUUCGCUUUUACGCGAGUACUUAUGCGAUCGAUUUUAUUUCCCCAUCCCUUCAUCUUGAAAGCUCUCUCGUUACACGCUCGUAGCAAGUGUUUAGUCCAAGCUGGUAGUCAUUAGUCAACGAGAAACCGAUGAUGAAAGAGAACCCGUACCGUCCGUAUUGCCGCACACGGGUUGCGAUACAUCCGUGUGAAGAAAUAAAAAAAAAUAAACGAAGACAGAGAUAACAGGAACAAGAAUGCCAAGAGCUUUUGCUGGAUAAAAGGAACAGAGCCGAACUAACAGCUCUAGCAUCCUGCUCUCGGACACCACUCACUACGGGGUACUCGUGUUGAAGAGGUAAAAAUUUCCUCAUCAACCACAGUCGGGUGGGUGGGGGGUUUGGCGAUGGAAAAGUUUUCCCGCAUCCCUGUGGGGAGGGAUGGUAUCUAUGGGCGGGCGACGCCUUCAUCAUCGCUAUUAUUGUGAUCAUCGUCUUCGACAAUCGUGUCGAUUACGUGAACGGUGAAGCAAAACGGACCGUGCACAGGUGCUGCUCGCUGGUGCAAUCAAGCACCGAUGGAGAAGAAAGCAGAAUGGAGCUUACGGUAGAUCCUUGAACGGAACUUCCAUCCCAUGUCCGCGUGGGUGAGGCGCGUUACGUUCAGCGUAGCGCUUGGAAUAUUAAUUUUCCCUGCAAGCACCACAAAAUAGUUGCGCUGGUCGGUCUCCAACACACAACACUCAACGGGUACAAAUCGAUCGAGAUGCAGCAACUGGUGCCGGUGAGUGUGUGUGUGUGUGUGCUGAGGUGUUGAUAAUACGAGAUGUUUUUCAUCCUUACUCCUUCCAUCCGGCACCAGCUUGGGGUGGUGGGCCAAAGUAGAACAACUUUUCCCAUAAUCAACGAUGAAAUCCCGGUUAAAUGGAAUUCAUGAGCUCCAAAUUGGUGAACUUAAAUUGACGUACUUCUUGGUGCUCUUCACUUUGAAAAUCGACCCGAAUUAAGCAUGCAAUGUUCUUUCUUAUUUUUUCUUGAUUCCUCGCAAACGCUUGCACAUCGAAAAUAGGAUCGAAGAGUUAACAAAAAAAAUUGAAAGAACUCAAACUUUAAAAAACGUAUCUUCAAAACGAAAUGUCAACUGUCGACUUUGAUCGUAAGCUCACAGUAGACUGGUUGCAGUUGAAAAUGAGUUUCGGGGUAUUAGAUGGCAACUUCACCCGGCACGUGACACGUGUGACCAGCUCGGAUGGAUGGUGGAAGAGAGCCGAAGCACAGAGAUCGAAGAGUUGUCACUAGUCUAUUUGCGUACUGCUUGUAAUGCACGUUUCAUGUUCAUGCCCGAUUCUUGAUUGGAUUCGUGGUGGAGUGAAAUGGAAGGAAACUGACACAAGAAAAGGCUGCGGAAAAUUCGUUGGAAGAAAUGGAAGCGACACGCUACCCGCACGCCGUGGAACGUGCAUUUGUGCAUCGGGUGCAACUUUUAAAAUGCAACUCAGAUAGAAUUGCGUUUUGAAUGCAAAGAAAAUGACAUUCUGUUGCACUUUGGGUUCAUUAAUUAUCUAGCAGCUUUUGGAGAAGUUCUACUUAAGUGUAAUUAUAAAACGUGCGAUGUAUCGAGACAGUUAAAAGCAACGAAUCAAUCCUUUCUACAAACGCCGAACAAAUCCUUCCAUUAUAUUGUACUUCAUGUUUUCUUCUUAAAUCUCUUUCACCCUGUCCCCUUUGCUUGAUGGGGUUAGGAAGUAGAUUGCACACUUCUUGGACGAUUCCAUGUAUGUAAACGACAUGUAGAGUACUAACAAAUCCGCCAACCAUAAAUCCUUCCACUUUCAAGAACUCACUUGCUUGCGAAGGUUUGGAACAAUUGGAAAUCUCCGCGCGAAAAAGGAUUGCCAAAUGGUUCGCAACGAUCGUACGACGGUCGUCUAACCGAUUGAUCCGAAACGGAUGAAAUAAAUCUGUUUACCAGGAACAUUCAAUUCCGUGUGCAGCGCAAGCUCACGUACACGUACGGCAACACGGCACGGCAACAAUCGUCUACUGCUCACGGACCCGAUCGUUGUAGACUUUGUUGAGCAGCGCGUCACCCUCCCCGAAAACAGAGAGGCAAACAGUCCCGGUAUGCAGAAGUGCAUCGGUUCGGUACACAGUUUCGGAAGUUAUUGUCGAGAAAGUCCUCACACUCUCGAGCAAGGUGAGUCAUAUUCCUGCUUGGUGUCCUACCUAGUGUGUAGGGUUUUAAAAAAAAAGUAUCCCCAAUCCCAUCGGGUGCCAAUCUACAUCCGUACGGGAAGCAGUUAUAAAAAAAAACAGAAUCGAGAGAGCCAAAACAUUAAAUCGCAAUGGCGAACCAAACAUACGACUCCGAUUGGCAACGGUAAUAAAGAAGGCGAAUAAAAAAAACAGUAUCCAACAAAACAAACAUCGAAAGAAAAACAUCGACAGCGAACAUGCGAAGCACCGACAUUCGAACUCUGGCUGAGUGCAAAGUUCCUAUCGGUGCCGUGGUCCUAGUUACUCCUCAGUAGACCACAUUCGGGUUUUUUUUUGUGCAGGAAUAAAAGGCAAAAGGAAAACGAAUUGGAAAACUGAAAGCGGAGUGAAAGCAAAUAUUUGAAUGGAGUUAAAUUCACGGUUGUUCACCGAGAAAGAUGAUUGUAAAGUAUGCCCGGAUCUCCGCGUGUGCUUCCGGGGUGUUCCUUCCCUUCGAUCGAUAUCCCCAUCACACUGCUGGAGUACAUUCUUUUGGAGCUUGUUCUUUUUUUUGUUGCACAUCCCAUGCUACUUUACCUUCCUUUCCACCCGGGUUUUCCCAUUCAGAUUCCGACUCUGGACAACAAAAGCAUCGGUUGCAACAGCACUUGAUCAAUGGUGCCGUUGAUUAUUCCUCUGGAUGUGCUUUCCAGCCCGAUAUUCUCUCCACCGUAUCCGGAGUGUUUUUUCUUUUUUUAUUGAGGAAUGGAAAGGAACGUGCUUUCUUUGCGUUCCAUUCCCACCGCUGCAUCCGGUGUGAUUGGAGUUCUCUAUCUAGCUAUUCCACGACUAGUCUACCCUGGAUGCUGAAAAUGGCUCUAAAGGAUUUCUUCCCCCUUUUUUUUGUUCAGUAGUUCCAUUCAGCUGUCGCUAUCAUCUUCAUUCGUAUCCUCUCCAUUCCGAGCGGAUGAGCAAAUAUACAUCCCGCCACACAGCCACACACACACACGCACACACAGGACGAAUUCUGAAGCUUUUCACGUUUGAUAUCCUGUUGCUGUACGGCGGAUGAUGGUUCGGACCGGUCUGGUAGGUGUGGAUUUUGUUUGUUGGAGAAGAAUAUAGACUUACUACUUUUGAAUGAUUUUGAUUAACGGAGUCCAAUGAUGAAUGUAAAGGGAAAAAUUUCAUUUUCUUUUGCUACACAACCGACGGUAACCUCUACCUUUAAUACAUAAUUUGUCUACUUCCCGUUCGGGUGUUUUGCCGUAAUGCCGGAAGUUUGCAAAUAAUGUUAUCGUGUGUAAUGAGGAGGAUGUGUUGUACUUUUGUGUGUAUGUCGACUUCACGUAACCGAAUGUGGACGUAAGGUUUACACUCCCUUACAAAUGUACCUUAGCACCAUUCAGCAUUCGUAGACAAUCUCUUUUGUAUUUUUUUUUGUGUUUCAAUUCUUUAUUUUUGUGUCCUGUAUUUUGCUGCAAGCAUUCCCUGGGUGCUUUCGAACAGUAGAAUACCUGACAGCAUCCAUUCCUGGAACCAUCCAGGGAGGAUGGCCCAAUGUGCAGCACGCUUUUGCCGCUGCCAAUCGGUACCUAAAUGGAAAGAUACGGCCGUUUUGCCGCUUUUGCGCUGUGCUUUUGUGUCUUUUGAAUUCAUGCUGCAUAAAGCAUGGCAGCAGCUUCGGCUGUGUGUGUGUGUAUUGGGUACCAGUGGUAUGCGACAUUUUUGCAUGAUGGCAUUUUUGUUUGCAUAUUUUGAUUUUUUUUUUGCUUUAGGUACGACGAACGAAAUGGCUAUCGUUUCGCAGUGAAUUGUCACCCGUACGAGUGGAUCGUUAUUGCUGUUGGUGUUGCCCGUGGUGGAAACUAUUCACAACUGCAGCGGAAGGAUUUAUAGAACCAUGGAGAAUAGUGUGUGUUUUGUGAUGCAACUGCUUAUGCUGCAUUUGCUCAGUAUUGUUGUCCUUAUCCGGCUGUUUUUUUAAAAUGUCACUUGUUUUGCCGAGUGAUUUUUUUUUCAACCCUGUCUUUAAAGACUUUUGCUCUACACCUACAGCACAUUGUUGCUGAAGUCAGUCACUAAAGAAGACAUUAAUCUCGGCCUAUAUCUAGAAAACUGCAUAUCGGCUCGAUAAGUGGUCUAGACAACGUGAAAACAGUGAAAGUGUGACCCAUGAGAAAGCGGCCACAUAGUUGUUCGCGCCAACCGGGCGCGUUAGUCGAUAAUGUGGUAGGCAAACAUGAUGCCUCAACGAUUCUCAGCUUCCCGAAUGCGUGACUUUAAGUUCACUCGGGCAUCCCGUCGUUUCGUUCUCACUUGUUGGAACCUCACGUGUGAUCUGGCGUAUAAUUGCUUUCUUCACUUUGCACCAACCGGAGUUGUGUGGAGAUCUACGAGCGUCGAAGUGCUGUUCGAUGCCAUUGCAGUGGCAGAACGCAUCCGGAACAGUUGUAACGCGAUACAAAACGGAUUGGUUCGUUAGGGAAUUUUGAAAAAUAGAAAUGAUCGUUUAGUGAGAGGUAAACGAUACGUAAACAAAGCGAGUGCAGGAAGAGUGAUUUUACUUUAGCUUCCGUUUGGAUGAACAUUUUGUGUGUUUAGUUGAAAAGGAAAUGGCACAGUUUUAUGCAGCAAAUGUGCUUUCGAUAGUGUUGCAUCUGCUGCUGGCUAACGCACAACAAAUAUCCAUAGAGGAAGGUUGUCCAAAAGCUACUCGUCCUCAUAUGACACGUUGUGAUCAAUAUUAUCGCUGCACAGUACUAUCCAAAGAUGCACACGUUUGGGUUGCAACCCAGUGUCAGAAGGGACUCGUAUAUCUGCACAAUCUCGGCACAUGUGUCGUACCAGAUAACGAUUGGGAGUGUGAUGUUUCGGCUGAAAAUGAAAAAAAUCACAGCGAAGAAAAUGUGUACGGGAUCGACAAUCUAAACGAACCAUCAUCAGCUGAAGAGCAGUCGAAUGAAGUAACAGCUUUUGCAACGUCACAAGAGGAUCGGACGAAAUCGUUCAGCACCACACAGAUCGACCAGAACGAUAUUGAAUCCAGUGGUGAUGGAAGUCCGGAACGUGUAAAUGAUGAACUUCAUACAGCAACUACCCGCACGACCAACACCUUUAGCACUAAAGCUCCCGCUCGCAUAGUGACUCCAGCAAUAUCGCCGGGAAGUUUAAAUGCAUCACAGCUGGACUCGUUCCUGGCCUAUUACGAUACGCAGAAUGCGCUAAAGCUCCAACCAGGGCAAACUGCUCCCAAAAUGGACGAGAAGAACUAUCUCAAUCAUCUGAAACAGAUCGUGAACCAACAGAAAGAGUUAAACGAAAUGGCACGAAUUCCUAGCCACACGGAUCCGUUCUCGUACGAAACUGUGCCGGUACAUCAGCUCAGUAAAAAGAAAGAAGUGGCAAUAGACGAGCCUUUAUCGAAGCUUAAUCUUUCACCUGGAAUGCAGGACAUUAUAAGAAGCAUUCUGGACAUUUCUCAAAAAGCGAUUGAGAAUCAAAAAUCUCCUGUUACUUCUUCUGCUUCAGCUUCGGAAGUGAAAGAUCCAGUUGUGAAACCUAUAUUUAUACCAAUAUCGGUAAAUCCUGUUCCGGCACCGAAUGUACAACCGCCGACGACUACUGAGCAACCGUUCAAAGAUCGUUAUCCGACUUCAUAUGGUUCGGGUUUGGUUGGUCAACAUAACUUGGGACCGAAUACGGUUCACAAUAGCUUCAGAAUUCCCAACACGAAUGAUACAACGUUUAACGAUUUUCCACAGCAAGUGUUGUACGAUGCUUACGGGAAUAGGUAUGUGCCAAAGGAUGCAACUUAUCAGUCGAUGCCAUUAAGCUACCCGAAUGCUGUCUAUAACCCUUACCUGACUCGAUCGCCCUUAUCAUCCCAAUUCAUGAUCGAUUCUCCUUCGGGAACAUUUUAUCCUAGUAAUAGCCUCACAUCAUCACUACGAGUGCCACCUUCAAGGUUUGCCGAUACGCUGUCAUACUUUCCCAGUUUGAGACCAUCAUCGCAGAGAAUAAAUCCUUUGGUACGGGAUUAUGACCGAACCGGUGACAGUAUCGAUCAAGUGAAGUUACUCGAAUCAAUUGAAUCCCUUGAAAAUGACAGCGGGCAUGAUGGUAGUUUGGAAAAAGAUUUACCACUGCGGGACGUGAAUCGCCACACGGUGGACUUGGAUGAUGAAGGUUCCGAGGAGGAUAGUUCACACGGUGGUGCGGAUAGUACGGAAACGAAGUAUAAACGAAAGCUUUUUACUCUCGGCGACACAACGUUCGAUUACGAGCAGUACAAGGACAGUAUGCUCCCAUUGGUCGAUGCCAAUCCGGAUGAUGAACGAAUUUCCGUUGUGCUGUGCAUGGUCGGUAGUCGACAGCCAAAUAAUACCGAUUGCUUCAGGUACUACAUCUGCAACCCACAUAAUGGUGUAUUCCAGUCGUACACCUGUCCUCCAUUUACGGCGUUCAACAAAAAAUCUCGCAUGUGUGAUUUAAGCUCGUACAAACAGUGCAAGGAGUUGAUGACACCACCGGCUCCACCGCGAGCACAACUAAAAUCGCGCAAGGAACCAUCCUCAAAUAAACGUGUUAGCCAGAUCAACCAGAUCAAGCAGGAACUACGGAAGGCACAGAAGUACGUCGAACUGAUAAGACUCGAAGCGAACAAGCUGCGACUUCACAACAGCUUACCUUCACCGGAAGGUCAGAAAGUAAUUUUCCUCCCAUCGAUGAGUGGCAAAACGACGGUUGGUGACCACUUGAAAGUGAAACAAAAGCAAGUUCCCAUAAAAAAGAAGCCGGUAACGGCAAAACCGGCAAGAAAGGUACCACGGUGCCGGCUAGAAGGACGUAUGCCGGAUCCAAUGGACCAAAGCAACUACUACGUCUGCCACCGGAAGAGUCCGAACAAGUUCAUCAAGCUUAAGAUGGCUUGUCCGGCUGAUCUGCUGUACUGUGCCGACACGCAGUACUGUACGCUGCGUACCAAUUGCUGAGGAGGAUUUGUUGGAGGAAGCGAUACUUCUUAGGAGUACAUUAUUUAUUCGACAUCAAUUAUUUAUUCAAGCUGCGGAAGGAGAUAUUAAAGAUGUUAUGUACAUGUGUAAGCCAUUUUGAAAGUGUCCGUUACAUAGAGAGAAAGAAAAAGUUUCAGUAGAUAUCACAGCAUGAAUGCUUAUCGUACUCGGCAGUCAUUUUAGCAGAUGUGUAAAGAAAAACUAUCCCCAAACAAUGCGUUGACUUUUUUCUAGUUUGCUUUUGUGCUAAUGUCCACUGGUACCGAUAGGUUGCAGUUAUUUUUACUGUCCUGUCGCUAUUUUUCUUUACACAAAAAUGUCAUAAACACACAACUUUCCACAGUGUAUGUGUAUGUGUAGAUUUGUUCGGAACAGAAGCGACAUUCCAUUGUCAGCAAGCGCUGCCUAAGCUUGGUAACCGGUGGAAGUAACGACAGUGGAAAACAAUUCACCGAACACAGAUGCAGCUCGGUGCAGAUUGCAAAUGCCACUCGGGAAAUUGAACCAAAAACCCCAACCCCACUUUUACCGUCUGCUCUGGCCGCCU